AUGUGGAAACUAGCUGGUCUAUCUGCAACUGGUUAUCACCGCGUGACGGAGGAGAUCUGGUAUAUGAAUUACAACUACUCAGGCUACAUCUAUACUCUGGACCUCUCUAAGUCAUGGAACACCAGUGCGAACUUUUCAAAUGUCAUGGGCACUAUGACAAUGGCAGGAGGUGCCGGCAGUAAUGUAGAUCCAACCUAUGUUGACGGUGUGCUGUUUGCCAACGAUAAUGAGUGGAUUGGUUAUGGAGGCCAAGGAUUCCCUGCUUCCAACAAUGUAGUACCUUCUGGAGAUGAGGUCCUCGGCUAUAAAGCUUACCAGGGGGACUCUGAUAUCCAAGAUUGGAGUCCAAUGUGGUGGACCGACGACCUACCAGACAAUGUGACUAAUUAUAUCACAAAUGGUGCUGGAGUCUCAGCUCCAAGCGAAAAUAUGGGCUUCUACUUCAGUGGCAUGCACGCUCCGGACUGGGCAUCUUUUACCUGGCCUGCUACCGAAGUUGCCAACAUCACUGCCGACACAUUUGUCACAAUCAAUAUGACAGUGAUGCGAUCGGAGGUAUGGGAUAAUGUGACUCUACCGAGUAAUAUCCAAGGCCGUGCAAAUGCAGAGCUUGUCUGGGUUCCAGUCUCGACGAAUGGAGUUGUAGUCGCAAUUGGCGGUGUUAUCAACCCUGCAGGGUUGUAUAUAGAGCUGACAUCUGAGCAAGAAACAGAGAGCAAAGAUGUCAGCCCAGGGUUCAUGGAGCAGAUCCCGGUUUACGACGUCGGUACCAAGACUUGGUAUCUACAGAACACAACAGGUGAUGCGCCGCCACAGUUGACCCAGUUCUGCUCUGUUCUUGCAAGUGCAUCGGAUGGUUCAUCGCAUAAUAUCUACAUCUAUGGAGGGUAUAAUGGUUAUAACUCCGCAUCUAAUCCCUAUGACGACGUGUAUAUCCUUUCGCUGCCUUCUUUCAAGUGGGUUAAGGCGUACAAUGGGACCACUGAACACGGUCGCACGGGACAUCGAUGCGUCAAGCCUUACCCUGAUCAGAUGCUCUCCAUUGGAGGGCUUCGCAUUGAUACAUCGUACUGUCUAAAUGGAGGCGUCAUCACAACCUUCAAUCUCAAUAAUCUCACCUUCCAGGAUAACUAUGACCCGUCAGUAUGGAGUGAAUACAAGGUGCCAGAUAUCUUGAUUGCAGAGAUUGGAGGAGACGCAUCCGGAGGUGCAACCACGACCUCUCCAUCCAAAUGGGACAACUCCUCACUAGCCAGCAUCUUCGGCGUGACGUAUACCAAAACUAUCUCAACAUACUAUCCCUAUAACACCACGUCCGCCGACACUACUAGUAAAAGCAGCGGCGGAAAAGGCCUCCCAAAAUGGGCAGCCGCAGUGAUCGGUGUACUCGUCGGUCUAUUCGUUGUUGGCCUAAUCGUCGUCGGACUCUGGUUCUGGCUUCGCCGCCGCCAGCGACGCGAAUUGGAGAAAGAACCACGUCCAAGUGAGGCUGAUGGCACAGAGCGUUUGACCUCGAUGUACGGUGGUGGUCCUGUUUCCCCGGUAGCUGGUCCCCAGUCCGUUUCUACAGGACAAGAUACCUCUCUCGGAGCAUACACAGCACACGAAUCCGUCGAUACAUCUGCUUCGCCAGGAACAGUAGAAUCAGGAGGAGGUAUAGUACAUGAGAUGCAUGACUCAUCCCCAGUCGAACUUCCUACCCAGUUCAAUAAUACAUCUACAACCACCACAGCCGAGUCUUCUGAUUUCGCAAGAAGAUCCUCUCCAUCACCGAUUUCACCUCAAACUCCAGAUACAGAGUCGGGUCAUUCAUUCAUGAUCGGAGGUGGAGUUUCAGGGCACCAUCGCACGCUCUCAACCCGGUCAAUCGAUAAUGUGGUCAGUGCAAGAUUGUCGCAUUUCCAGGAGUCUUUCGAUGGGACUGGUACCACUUUCACACAGCAUAAGCAUCAGGGCUCAGAAGUUUCGGAGAUCAGUGGGAGCUCGAAUGCUGGUGAUAGGACGCAGAUUAAUGAGACUAUUCAUGAAAAUGAAUGA
This is a messenger RNA of Penicillium malachiteum, 2037 nucleotides long. RefSeq lists its product as uncharacterized. Gene Ontology annotation, molecular function: protein binding. The transcript has 6 exons. The record is from RefSeq and is a predicted model, not a curated record. Bases 1 to 2037 code for a protein of 678 amino acids. Lineage: Eukaryota; Fungi; Ascomycota; Eurotiomycetes; Eurotiales; Aspergillaceae.